AUGGAAUUAUAAAGUUAAGAUAAGAAAUGGAUAGUGAUGAAAAAGAUUUGGACAAGUUUUUAGGGAAAUAGGUUGUGCUUUCUUAAUGAUAAAGUCUUUGCCUUUCAACCAGAUAAUAAGAAAAUCACUCAAAUAUAUGAGAUUAACAAUACAAAGAAGCAAUAUGAUAAAAAAAAUGAAAUUGUACUUUAAGGUAAUGAUGAUGGAAGUAUGUUAUUCCCAUAAAAAUUCAUUAAGGAACAAUCGUUAUUAGUUAAUAAAUAUUAUACAUUCGCGAAUCUUAUGAGAUUGGAUGAAGACGGAAAGUUAUUAUCAAAAUUAACAAUUGAAUUUAAUACAUAUGGUAUUUUCGGUACAAUAAGUCCUGAUGGAGAAUACUUGAUCACUUGGAAUUACAAAACCAAAGAAAUUGAAGUUAGAAAGUAUAAUGAUUGA
Molecule: messenger RNA, 435 nt
Organism: Paramecium pentaurelia
Lineage: Eukaryota; Ciliophora; Oligohymenophorea; Peniculida; Parameciidae
Source: the annotation of a GenBank genome assembly